AUGAAAAGUUCUCCUCAUCGUCCUUCCAUUGAACUCUUGUUCAAGAGAGGCCUCGGAAGUGCUGAGAUCGCUCGACGCCUUCAAAUUUCGUCUUCGACGGUUCGAAACGUUGUCGCUGCUAUCAAAAAGCGAGGAGAUGCUUCUGAAGUAAAAAAAAGCGGACGUCCACGUUCUGUCAACACCCGGAAUACUCGUGCAAUCAUCAAGAAACGGAUCAUUCGAAAUGAUGGAUUGAGUCUCAAUAGGAUGGCGUCACAGCUUGGAAUUGCCCGAUCCACUGUCCAAUCGAUUGUCAAGAACGACUUGAAGCUCAAAAGUUACAAACUACGUCGUGGACAGUACCUCUCGGACAAAUCGAAAGCGAUGCGACUCGAAAAAUGCCGAAAAUUACUCCAGCACUUUCAAGUGCGCCGCGUCUCUGACGUUAUCUGGACAGACGAGAAGAUCUUCACUAUUGAACCUCUUCUCAACCGUCAAAACCAGAGACAGUUAUUGUCAAAGGAUGACAGCAUGUCUCCGAAACGUCGUCUUGCCCAUAACCGCCUUUUCCCGAAAAGUGUCAUGGUUUGGGCCGGUAUCACGGCAACCGGUAAAACUCCGUUGGUUUUCAUUGAAAGAAAUGUGAAAAUCAACUCGGAGGUGUACCAAAAGAUUGUGUUGAUGGAUAAUUUGUUACCCUGGGUCACUCAGCACUUUGCUGGUGGUCCAUUUAUCCUUCAACAAGACUGGGCACCGUCCCAUGGCUCGAGAUCGACAUUGGCCGUCUUGGAGGCGCAUUUCCCUGGAUUCCUGGACAAGAACUUGUGGCCUGCUUCCAGCCCGGAUCUCAAUCCGAUGGAUUUCAGCGUUUGGGGCAUGUUGGAAGGGAAGAUCGCGGGAAAAGUUUUUGCUACUGUCGAUGACUUGAAGGCCGCUCUCGAGGUAGCAUGGGCUUCGAUCGACGACGGAUACCUGCGGCGCACUGUCAAUUCGGUGAAGAAACGUUUGAGAGCCUGUGUCAAAGCUCGUGGAUCCAACUUCGAAUUUCUCUUGUAA
Molecule: messenger RNA, 1035 nt
Organism: Caenorhabditis briggsae
Lineage: Eukaryota; Metazoa; Nematoda; Chromadorea; Rhabditida; Rhabditidae
Exons: 1
Coding region: 1-1035 (344 amino acids)
Biological process (GO): regulation of DNA-templated transcription
Molecular function (GO): nucleic acid binding
Source: RefSeq, a predicted model, not a curated record